UUUCAUUUUUAAGAAAUGCCAAGAAGAAAUAAUCAAGCUUUUCAAAAAGCAUCAUAGCUAGAAAAAAAAUGUGCAGUUAUGUGGAAAAUAAGAACCAACACAUUCCUAAAUAUAUGUAUAGUUAUAAGUUUAUUGUUCCUAUUUUAUUAUGCCCUUUUAACUCAAGACGUUAUUAAACAAAGAAGACAGUUACGAAGAAAUGUAAGGAAGGAUUUAGGAAGCAUCAAAUUCUUGCCAUCUGCCUCAAAAAAGUCAAAGGAGUAUAACAUUUGGUUAAUAUUCACAAAAGUUACUAAUGUUUCUACCCUUAGCUACAAGUUCAGAGAUCUGAUACACAACUUGUUAAAUGUUAGUUCUGUGCCUUUAAAAUUUAAUAUUAUUGUUGAUAAAGUAUCUCAAGGUAUUGCUGAAAACCAAAUAGCUGAUGUGAUCUAUGGAAAUAAGACACUGGUGUAUUCCUUUUAUGAUAUAGAAGAGAGCGCCAAAAAAAUUCAAGAUAUUGUUGAAGUGAUGACACCACACUUCAGUUCCAAACCUGGUACUUAUUAUAGUGAUGCAUUAUUUUAUAUAUCGUUAGGAUUGUACAGAAUAGCCCCACAAAGCCAACAUUAUGCCAUUUUACUUGAUUGUGAUCUAUACUUUAAAAAAGACAUAUCAUUACUAUUUAAUGAGUUUGAUAGAUUCAAGCCUGGUGCUCUGUUUGGGUUAGCCCCUGAGUUAACUCCUGUAUAUCGACAUAUUCUUCAUAUGUACAAAGCCAAACAUAAUACAACCUUUGGAGAGUUCUACCAUGACAAUAAUAUAUCAAGUGAGGUCCAUCCAAGAGGUUUUCAAGGUUACAAUUCUGGUGUGGUACUUAUCAACCUUGUUGCUCAAAGAAAAUCCUUGGAGUUUCCCAAAGUUAUUUCAAAUGGAACUGUUCAAGCAAUGACAUCUAAAUAUAGGUUCCGGGGCCAUUUAGGGGAUCAAGAUUUCUACACCCUAGUAGGCUAUGAAUACCCUCAUCUCAUCCAAACAUUAAAUUGUGGCUUCAACAGACAACUGUGUACAUGGUGGAGAGAUCAUGGCUAUAGCAGUAUUUUUUCGAAUUAUUUCAAAUGUGAACAUGACAUUGUGGUUCUGCAUGGUAAUUGCAAUACUAGAAUACCAAAAUAAUUUGAUCUCGAUAUUUUGAAAGGAAAACCACUUUCACAACAUUGACUGGCAAAAAACCGGCCAUAAAAUGUAUAUAAAGCAUUCAUGAAAUCUAAUUGACAAUAUUGUCAACUAUAUAAUCAUUUGACAGUGAUACUUAAAUCAAAAAGACUAAUUUUUAAAUAAACUUUUAUGUUUACAAAAUCGCGAUAGUUUUUCAAUAGACUUCUUGCUAAACUUUGAGUAAUGUUUAUCUGCAUCAGGACUUAAUUUCAUGAUAUAACUGUUGUGGCAGAGAGCUAAUUAAACCUACAAUGCAUAUCAUUAUAUAUCUUCAAAAUUUUCUUGAGGAGUCUCAAUCACUCUCUUCAAUAAAAGGCGCAAAUGAGAUGACAGCUCUUUGACGAAUAUCUCACAUAUAUCUCUGGACUACAACAUUUAUUUCACACAAAUAAUCUGGCCAUAUUAUAACAGAACCAUCUUCGAAGAUAAUUGUUUAAAGAUGGUGCAGUCAGAAUAUUGUUCCUCCUAAACGUUUGGUUCCUAAAAGGAUCUUUAUGACGACUUCUUCAAAGCCUAGACAAUGAGUUUUGUCCUGUGGCAGAUCUUUUCGGGAUUAAACCAGUGUCUGCC
Diabrotica balteata is the source of this 1767-nucleotide messenger RNA. The record is from the annotation of a GenBank genome assembly. Lineage: Eukaryota; Metazoa; Arthropoda; Insecta; Coleoptera; Chrysomelidae.